Molecule: messenger RNA, 3857 nt
Organism: Macrobrachium nipponense
Lineage: Eukaryota; Metazoa; Arthropoda; Malacostraca; Decapoda; Palaemonidae
Gene: qless
Product: all trans-polyprenyl-diphosphate synthase PDSS1-like
Exons: 9
Coding region: 125-1393 (422 amino acids)
Biological process (GO): isoprenoid biosynthetic process; ubiquinone biosynthetic process
Cellular component (GO): transferase complex; mitochondrion
Molecular function (GO): prenyltransferase activity
Source: RefSeq, a predicted model, not a curated record
CUCGCCGGUGUACGUUUCUGACAUUGAGACCGGGACGUCAGUGUGCCGAAGAGAGUUUGCUAGUGAGCAAGUGUCUUCUAGUCUCCGGUUCGGCGUGCUCCACCAUACCCCCGGUCUCCUAACAAUGGCCAGCUCGAUGCGGGCCCGCGUAUCUUGUUUGCUGGAUGCAGUGAUCGCUCACUCUCCCAAGAGUAAUAGCUUAUGUAAAGGCACCUGUUCAACGGGAACAGGUAUCUUGAACGGGGGAAUCCGUCAUCGAGCCGUAUCUCAUGUGGCAUCACGACAAAGCCCAGUUUCUGCGAAUACCCACAAUUCUCUUAAGAAAAUGUGUGGACCUGUGUAUCAGCAGUGCUCACACCUCACCACAGGCAGGCCUGAUCUUGCUCUAAUGCAUAAAACAGGUACUGUAGAAGGUAUUCAAGUACAAACACCAUCAGAUUCUGCAGGAUUGGAUCUUGAAGAAAUGUUUUCUGAUAUAAAAAGGGAAUUAAAAUCGCAGUAUGAUUUAGAUGAGAUAUCCAAGUACUAUUUUGAUGGUCAAGGCAAAGCAGUAAGACCUCUUAUAACAGUACUUAUGUCUCGUGCCAUAAAUUAUCAUCUUCAUGGCGAAGCAAGGUUAUAUGAAUCUCAGCUGCAGAUUGCCAAAAUUACUGAAAUGAUACACACAGCAUCUUUAGUUCAUGAUGAUGUUAUAGAUGAUGCAGAUACUCGACGAGGAAAGCCAUCUGUGAAUUCCCUGUAUGGCCAGAGAAAGGCAGUGAUGGCUGGUGAUUAUAUUUUAUCAGUGGCUUCAGCAAUGCUGGCAAGAGUUCGAAAUGAAGAAGUUAUUGUUAUACUUUCAAAGGUUCUUGCAGAUUUAGUACAAGGAGAAUUUAUGCAGCUUGGUUCAAAAGAGAAUGAAAAUGAGAGGUUUGCACAUUAUUUGAAAAAGUCAUUCAAGAAAACAGCAUCAUUGUUUGCGUAUAGCUGUAAAUCGGUGGCAGUUUUAUCUGGAGCAGAUGAAAAAUUGCAGGAGAUAGCUUUCCAGUAUGGGCGUAAUGUUGGUAUAACUUUACAGCUUGUUGAUGACUUAUUAGAUUUUGUUUCAUCGGCUAGUGUCUUGGGUAAACCGGCUGCUGCAGAUUUGAAGCAUGGAAUUUCUACGGCACCUGUUCUCUUUGCUUGUGAAAAGUUUCCAGAGUUGAAUCCCAUGAUAAUGAGAAGAUUCCAAGAGCCAGGGGAUGUAGAGAGAGCACUUGAGUUUGUUCACAAGAGUGAUGGUCUGGAGCAGACUCAUUUUCUAGCUCGUCAGCAUUGCCAGGAAUGUGUUAGGAUCAUAAAAUCUCUAACUCCAUCAGUUGAACAGAAAGCUCUAAUAAGUAUAACAGACAAAGUUCUUAACCGUGUAAAAUAGCACAGAAUAUACACAAUGCAUGCUGCAAAUUGUAAUUACCUUGAAAUGGAGCAGCUUAUGGACUCAGGAUUAUCAACAUCCCAGAUAUGUUCUGGUGUACAUUGGUGCUUCGAGAUUGUUGUAGUUUAUUAGAAUUUUUGAGAGAUGUUUAGCUAAGUUACAUCAGAUGUAUUUAUAUGAAAGGCGUAAAAUAUUUUACUUAAAUCUUAAGGUGGCAGUAUAUCCUUGCUGCCACCAGUUAUCAUGACCAAGGUGUAAUUAUUUUGUAUGUGGUCACUAAAAUGUUUAAAUUACAACAUCCCCCGUCUUCAAUGAGGCAUUUAGGGUGAUAUGCAUUGCUCUUUAUAUUAAUUUUUAAUCCCAGCUACAGUCACCAUCAUGAAUAUGGUUAAGAGAAGCACAACAUUUAUCACAAAAAAUUAUUGUAGAAUACUUUUUAAAAGAGCUUUAUAGUUUGAGGUUACAAUUUUAUUUAUUCAUAAGUAUUAAUUAUGUAUAACCAAACCAAAUGCCAAUUUUACCAUGCAUUCAAUUGGAGAUUUGUUUAGUUAUAACACAUUUUUUAUAUGCUGUAGCAACAAAGUCCAGUGACAGUUUUAUUUGGCCCAAUUGAAAUUUUAUUUCUUGAUAGUUAGUGAAAGGCCUAAUGUUAUAUUCGCAUUGCUGCUAGACUUUUAAAAGAUAAUGAACAUGAGUUUCAAAAUCCCACAAGGCAUAUUUAUUGCUUUAAUGGAUUGAAAUAGUACUUUAAACAGUUUUAUAGAGGUUCCAAAAUGAUUUGCAGGUAUGUUUUGAGAAACAGACAAAAGGAAUUGUGCUUGUGAUACGCAGUUUUGUGAUAGACAUUUGUUUUAAUGAAAUUAUAAAAUUUUUUGCUCAUAGGUUGUAUUCUAAUUCAUUUCAUUUUGGGUACAUGUGUACUAUCCUGACUCAAACCUGUGCUAGUAGAACCAAUGCAAAUGGAGCAUUAAAAGCUUGCCAAGUUCUGAACCACUGAAAUGCAAUACUGUUGAAAUUCAGUACAGCUACAUGAAAAUGACUGGCUUACAGACAUACAGUGAAAUGUAAAGCAAAAGAACAGGUACUGUAGACCAACUUCAAGUCCUUUUUUAUUGAGGUUAUAGAUAAUUACAUAUUUAAUUACUGCUUAGGACAUUGGUCAGUCUUGUGAAAGUUAAGAAUGUUAAAACUGGUGGUUAAACUGCAUAUUUUAUAGGUAUAACUGCUUAGGAUAACCAAAAAACACUGGACAAUAUCCAAGUUCCCCAAUUUCAAUAUCCAUGCACUGGGAUUUAAACCUAGGGCCAUCGAUAUUUUAAUUAAUUUAUUUAUUUAGUAUAAUAUUGCUAAGAAACUAACAUGUAAUCCAUUUCUUUUUAAAAAGUCAGUGGUCCAAGAUAAGUUCAAAUUUGAGAUGUGUCAGACUUCUGUUUUUAAAGGCAGGAUCUGAUUCCUUUUACGCACUCAAUUUGGAGGCAAUUAAAUUUUAUUGCAGCUGGACAUAAGAAUUGGUUAAGGACUUCUUUAUUUUCAGAACACUGAACCUGCUAUAACAAAUAUAUUAGAAAUAAGUUUUAUUUUUAAUAAAUACUGAUCUUGUAAAUGGCUAUGGAUGGAUUUUGAUACUUUUAUUGUUUUCUCAAUUUCUGAUCUUAUGUUGUGUUGUGUAAAUUUGAUCCAUAUGUUAACACUUAUUGUGAAUUUUCUUUUUAAAUUUGGCAUUUGGGUAUUAUUACAUAUAGAUAUACACAGUACAGUAUUCUGAAAUAACGAUGCUCUAUGUAUAUACAGAAUAUUUUUUCAGAUGUUUAAUAUUUUUAAUUAUUGUUGUAUGUAUAUCAUAAAUAAUACUUAGUUUCUGUAGUACGAAAAUCAUGAUGGAAAUAAGUGUGAUACAGUAUGGGAUGAAAUUAUACCUUUCAGUAUAUUUUUGAGGCAUGGUCGCAAUUACAGUACACUCCCUAUAUGUCAAGAGAUACCAUGGAAACCUGUAAUGAGUUAAAAUGGGGUUUGUUUCAUGAUAUUAGCACGAAUACUUUAUUAAUUCCAACUAGCACGAAUACUUUAUUAAUUCCAACUACAGUUUUAUUUUUAUAAUUUCUCAGCAUAAACCUUUAACUGCCUUGUUACCCCUCCAAAGAAAGAAAGAGGUAUUUUUUCGGGUCCUGUGAAGACUUGUGAUUAUGAUUAAAUAAGAAAAUGUGUAUAAACUUGUUUUAGGACAUGAAUGUUUGAAGGGUACCCAUUGAUUCAUACUGGGAUAUGAUUCAAAUAGAAUUUAUAAUGUAACAUUAUGCUGUUUAGAUACUGUAAAUAAAUUUUAUAAAUUUUGUGAAUACAGAUUCCUCCUGUGAUAUUUUAAGUGGCCUUUAAUGGUUAUUUUUCUUUGAUUUUAGAGUAAUCAGGAGGGACCAUGAGUUUCAACUCGUUGCAAAAUAAAAUGUUCAGAAUUGUUAGUUUUCAA